CCCAGGACGCCCUUCACCCCGGAAGUCCCCGCCGGGCCGCUGACCCGGAGGCACUCGGGCGCGGCCACCGCUUCCGCUGGAGGCGGGGCGGCGCGGCGCAUGCGCGGCUGGGUAGAGCCGCCGGCACGCGGGCGCCAUGGUGUUCCUCACCGCGCAGCUCUGGCUGCGGAGCCGGCUCACUGACCGCUACUGGCGGGUACAGGAGGUGCUGCGGCAUGCGCGGCACUUCCGCGGAAGGAAGAACCGGUGCUACCGGCUGGCGGUGCGAGCGGUGACCAGAGCGUUUGUGAAAUGCACAAAAGCGCGAAGACUGAAGAAGAGGAACAUGAGGACACUCUGGAUUAAUCGAAUUACAGCUGCCUCCCAGGAACAUGGACUGAAAUACCCGGCAUUCAUUGUCAAUUUAAUUAAGUGCCAGGUGGAGCUCAACAGGAAAGUCCUUGCCGACCUAGCCAUCUGUGAACCAAAGACUUUUAAAUCUUUGGCUGCUUUGGCCAAAACAAGGCGACAAGAAGGAUUUGCUGCUGCCCUGGGGGACGGGAAAGAACCUGAAGGCAUAUUUUCCAGAGUGGUGCAGUAUCACUGAGGGGCCCUCACUGUCUGCCCUUUGCAGCCGGGUGUCUUAGGAAGUUUUCUUUUCCCAUCACGGUAAUUAAAUAGGGGCUAAGAAUUA
Molecule: messenger RNA, 673 nt
Organism: Lutra lutra (Eurasian river otter)
Lineage: Eukaryota; Metazoa; Chordata; Mammalia; Carnivora; Mustelidae
Gene: MRPL20
Product: mitochondrial ribosomal protein L20
Exons: 4
Coding region: 137-586 (149 amino acids)
Biological process (GO): ribosomal large subunit assembly; translation
Cellular component (GO): ribosome
Molecular function (GO): structural constituent of ribosome; rRNA binding
Source: RefSeq, a predicted model, not a curated record